GGGUAGGGUAGGAGGACAGGCCACAAGUGAUGCCUGGUAUUUCUUCCACUGCCCACAUGCUUAAGGCUGCAUUUCUGUCCGUGGUCCAUCUGGUAGUCUCCUACAUUACAAACAGCUGCUCCUGCUCAUCAGCCUUAGGUCUGUGCCCUCAUCUACUCCGUCCGUCCUCAAAGUCUGCAUCACCAGUCCCUCUGCCCUGAUCUCUGCCAAGGAAUGAAAAAAGGAGAAAGAUAGGGAAAUAGUCAUUAUAGUUGACAAAAACGUUUAAGUUUUCUUUCAAGUUGAAAGAGUUCGUUUUAUUCUGAUCAAUUGACAGAUAGUGGAUUUGAUCCCUCAACACAUCAAGCCAACUGGUGAGAGACUCAAUUUUCUGCCCCAGUGGAGAGAGAUAAACAGCUUUCUGUCUGGACUCUAGACGAGAGACUCGACAUUGGGGGACAAACCCAGUCAUCUUUAGCCAGGACACUGAAAGAGACUAAGUUUGCUGCUUUACCUUGAGAGACACAACCUUCUGUGUCAAGACAAGACAAGACGAGCAGUUUUCUGUCUAAACAGAGACAGAAAAGCCUAGAAAGAGAGACCCAAGACCUCUGGAUUUCACCCUCUCAGGGACAGUUUUUUGCCUUAAUACUGAAACGGAGAUUACGACUGUUCUACUACAAUAUUCCUUACCCCUAAUAUUGAGAGUCCUUCACUUUUCUUUCCUGUCACCUGAACACUGAGAAAACCUUUCUGCAUUCUCAUUUUUAACAGAAAAGGCACCAGCCGGGUCUAAGCAGCUGCAUCUCAGACUCCAGACAAGCACCAAGCACUGUAAAGUGAGCAUCAUUGUUCUCCUUUCCGAGGUAAACAACAGAAGGAGGAGGGCGGAAGGGCAGAGGGAGCACCUUCUUCCUCCCUAAAGUACCCCCAGCUGCCAAGACCCCAGUCAGGCCGUUCCAGAGGUGUGGUGUGUGACGGGUGAUGGCCGACUGGAGUCUACUGGGAAACUUCUUGGAAGAGGUGCAGGAACACUCGACAUCUGUGGGCAAGGUGUGGCUCACCAUCCUCUUCAUCUUCCGUAUUCUCGUCUUGGGCACGGCCGCUGAGUCGUCGUGGGGCGACGAGCAGGAAGACUUCACCUGCGACACGGAGCAGCCUGGUUGCGAGAACGUUUGUUACGACACGGCCUUCCCCAUCGCCCACAUCCGCUACUGGGUGCUGCAGAUUGUCUUCGUGUCCACGCCUUCGCUCAUCUACAUGGGCCACGCCAUGCACACGGUGCGCAUGGAGGAGAAACGCCGGCGCAAGGAGCAGGAGGACCAGGGGGGAGGUGACGGGGAGGAAGGAGGGGAAGGAGGAGAGGAGAAGCAUUAUCUGGAGCACGGGGAAGACAAGGGGGGAGAGUGCGGGAAGGAGGGCAGCGGCAUAGGGAGGGUGCGUCUGCGCGGGGCGCUGCUGCAGACUUACGUGUUGAGCAUCCUGAUCCGGACGCUAAUGGAGGUGGUCUUCAUCGUGGUGCAGUACAUCCUCUAUGGGGUCUUCCUCAACGCCCUGUACGUGUGCCACAGUCGGCCUUGUCCCCACCCGGUUAACUGUUACGUCUCGCGGCCCACGGAGAAGAAUGUGUUCAUCGUGUUCAUGCUGGCCGUGUCGGGCGUGUCGCUGUUUCUCAGCGCCGUGGAGCUCUACCACCUGGCCUUUAAGCAGUGUCAGAGGUUUCUGAGGAGUAAACGACAACAGCAACAACAACAGCAACAUCAACUGCUACAAGGACGCACGCCCUCAAGUGCUACGGUCAUAGCCGCUGAACCGGACAGCCCACCCCGUCCGUCCAUGCCUUGCACCCCGCCCCCAGACUUCAGCCAGUGUGUGAGCUCUUCCCCUCACACACACCCCAUGCACACCCAAUCCCACCCCCAUCCUAGCUGCCCUCCCUUCAACAACCGGCUGGCCCACCAGCAGAACUCAGUCAACAUGGCCACUGAGCGCCACCGUGUUGUCCACGAUGACCUGGGGAAGGAAGACUUCCUGCACAUGACCUAUGAGGGGCACGCCGACACGCCCAACGCCUGCAUCCCGCCCCCUUCGCUGCUCCAAAACGGCUUCCAAAAUGACUACCUGAAAGACAAGAGGCGUCUGAGCAAGACCAGCGGCUCCAGUAGCCGUGUGCGACCCGAUGACUUGGCUGUGUAGCCCCAAUUCCCAACACACACACUGUUCCUGGAUCAUUUCAAACACACACUCACACACACAGAAGAAUGGGAUGACUAUGGCUUUGUCUGUUGUGGUGGACUAAUUUGAGCACUGCAUGGCACAAGUCAACAAAGUUACAAAGUAUCACAAGUCAUGAAACAGAAUACUCGAGCUAAUCAGAAGUCCUGAAAUAUGGAUGCUUGAGGAACAAUUGACAUACACAUUGGCACUUAGAUAUCAUUAGUAUGGGUCUCAGUCAUGGUUUUGAGACAUGGAUUCACGGGCACAACACAGCUGUAGAGGGGUUAGUGCCUUCAUAUUUAGCCCUCAGGACUAAUCCCCUAAUGCGACUCUGAGACAUGUGUCUGGAUGCGUCCUAAAUGGCACCCUAUUGCCUAUAUAGCGGCAGGUAGCCUUGUGGUUAGAGUGUUGGGCCAGUAACCGAAAGAUGGUAUCCCCGAGUUGAC
Molecule: messenger RNA, 2642 nt
Organism: Oncorhynchus tshawytscha (Chinook salmon)
Lineage: Eukaryota; Metazoa; Chordata; Actinopteri; Salmoniformes; Salmonidae
Product: gap junction alpha-5 protein
Exons: 3
Coding region: 964-2175 (403 amino acids)
Biological process (GO): cell communication
Cellular component (GO): connexin complex
Source: RefSeq, a predicted model, not a curated record